This is a messenger RNA of Lethenteron reissneri (Far Eastern brook lamprey), 3382 nucleotides long. It is a transcript of the gene LZTR1, whose product is annotated as leucine zipper like post translational regulator 1. The record is from RefSeq and is a predicted model, not a curated record. NCBI's taxonomy places the organism in Eukaryota, Metazoa, Chordata, Hyperoartia, Petromyzontiformes, Petromyzontidae. Gene Ontology annotation, cellular component: Golgi apparatus. Gene Ontology annotation, molecular function: protein binding.
ACGCCUCCGCCCCCUGCGCCGUCACCGACAAUGGCCGCGCAUCACGACCAAAACAAACCGAGGCGAAUUUACAUUUCGACCCAAUAUUAGAGCAAAAAAACCGAGUGGACCAAACGGACCGCCAUGUCCACCACCAACGUGGCGCCUAACGUCGACUUUGACCACAGCUGCUCGGAUUGCGUCGAGUAUCUGACGCUGAAUUUCGGGCCCUUCGAAACGGUGCAUCGCUGGCGGCGCCUGCCGCCCUGUGACGAGUUCGUCGGGGCGAGGAGGAGCAAACACACCGUUGUCGCCUACAAAGAUGCCAUCUACGUGUUUGGAGGAGACAAUGGGAAGAAUAUGCUCAACGACCUGCUGAGGUUUGAUGUUAAGGACUGCUCCUGGGGGAGGGCAUUCACGAUGGGUGUCCCGCCUGCCCCACGCUACCACCACUCGGCGGUCGUACACGGAAGCAGCAUGUUCGUCUUCGGCGGCUACACGGGCGAUAUUUACUCCAACUCCAACCUCAAGAACAAGAAUGACAUGUUUGAGUACAAGUUCGCCACCGGGCAGUGGACCGAGUGGAAAGUGGAAGGCCGGCUCCCCGUAGCUCGCUCCGCACAUGGCGCCACCGUCUACGAGGACAAGCUGUGGAUCUUUGCCGGAUACGACGGCAAUGCACGGUUGAACGACAUGUGGACGAUAUGCCUGCUCAAUCGGGAAGCGGCCUGUUGGGAAGAGAUUGAGCAGAGCGGGGAGAUCCCACCGUCGUGCUGCAACUUCCCCGUGGCCGUGUGCCGCGACCGCAUGUUCGUCUUCUCCGGGCAGAGUGGCGCCAAGAUCACCAAUAGCCUCUUCCAGUUCCACUUCACACAGCGCAUCUGGAGCCGCAUCCCCACGGAGCACCUUCUGCGUGGGUCGCCCCCACCACCCCAGCGCCGUUACGGCCACACGAUGGUGACAUUUGACCGGCACCUGUACGUGUUUGGCGGCGCUGCCGACAACACGCUGCCCAACGAGCUGCACAGUUAUGACACAGACUCGCGCAGCUGGGAGGUGGUGCAGGCCAACCCGGACAGCGAGGUGAUCGACGCGAUGCUUCUGCCGAGCGGGCGGGUGUUCCACGCGGCGGCCGUCAUCGGGGACGCCAUGUACAUCUUCGGCGGCACGGUGGACAACAAUACGCGCAGCGGAGAGAUGUACCGCUUCCAGUUCUCCUCCUACCCCAAGUGCACCCUGCACGAGGAUUACGGGCGGCUCUGGGAGAACCGGCAGUUUUGCGACGUCGAGUUCAUCGUGGGGGAGAAAGAGGAGCGAGUGAGGGCCCACAUCGCCAUUGUGACGGCACGCAGCAGCUGGCUGAGGAAGAAGAUCGUGCAGGCGAGGGAGCUCGCAAAGCAGAAGCAGAACGAGGAGAGCAAGGGCGAGAAGGAGAGCCUGACGCUGUCGCUGCGCGAGGCGGCCGGCUGCCGACCGUCGCCCGAGUCGCUCACAUCGCCCGCCCUGCGCGUGGCCGUGCGCAAUGCCGAGGCGCAGCCCUUCGAGAUGCUGUUGCAGUUCCUCUACACGGACCGCAUACAGUACCCGCGCAAAGGCCACGUGCAAGACGUCUUGCUGAUGAGCGACGUGUACCGGCUGGCGCUGUGCUUUGCGCUGGCGCGGCUCGAGCAGCUGUGCCUGCAGUACAUCCAGGCGUCCGUGGACCUGGGCAACGUCCUGGCCGUGCUGGAGAAUGCCAACAUGCUGCAGCUCGACAUGCUCAAGGAGUACUGCCUAAAGUUCGUGGUGAAGGACUCCCAUUUCAGCCAGGUGAUCAUGAGCCGAGAGUUUGAGAGCCUGUUUCCGGCGCUCAUCGUGCAGAUCGUCCGGCGCAAGGAACAUCCUCCGCCGCGCAGCAGCCAGCCCGAGCAGCCCAUCGACAUCGGAACGUCCCUGGUGCAGGACAUGAAGAGCUACCUGGAGGGGGGCGGCCUUGAGUUCUGUGACAUCACGCUGCUGCUGGAUGGACAGCCGUCGCCGGCGCACAAGGCCAUCCUUGCCGCACGCUCCAGCUACUUCGAGGCGAUGUUUCGCUCCUUCAUGCCGGAGGACGGCAAGGUGAACAUCUCCAUCGGCGAGAUGGUGCCCAGCCGGCAGGCCUUCGCCUCCAUGCUGCGCUACAUUUACUACGGCGACGUCAACAUGCCGCCGGAGGACUCUCUCUACUUGUUCUCGGCACCGUACUACUACGGCUUCACCAACAACCGGUUGCAGGCAUACUGCAAGCAGAACCUGGAGAUGAACGUCACCUUCCAGAAUGUGCUGCAGAUCCUGGAGGCGGCCGACAAGACGCAGGCAGUCGACAUGAAGAAGCACUGCCUACACAUCAUCGUGCACCACUUCACCAAGGUGUCCAAGUUGCCCAAACUCCGUUCGUUGAGUCGGGAGUUGCUGCUGGACGUGAUCGAUUCGCUAGCGGAGCACGUCACGGAGAGGCAGUGUGUGGACAUCGCGUGUCCCGACAUAUAGUUCCACCAGCACGUACCGACACACAUGACCGAGCACACCACCGUGCGCGUGUAACCGUACUGCGCUUAGCUCACCCCGCACGCGCACACAAACGUGCACAUACCCUCGUUGCUAUGGGUCGUGCACUCAGAAAGCGGUACAGCGCUACAUGGUCGUUCCACAACUGCACUUACUUUGUCUACGGGCCAGAGAACAAAUUGGUACCACCUAAUGUAGUAAAACUUUAGUUAUUAAUAUGACCUUACUCAUUUCACCGGAGUGGUUCUACCUUUUUUUAGCCAACAACCGUGAAUUAUGUGAUGAACAUUUCAAAUAAGUUUGUUUCUAAAAUAAUGAAUUCAUAUUAUCCAUAUAAACAGAAGGCCAAUAACAGUGAUAACCAUUUCAAAUGAGUGGGGUUAUCAAAUAAUUAAUUCAUAUUCACCAUAUAAAUAACUCGGUACCUCAGAAGGUUUUGCAAUCUCAGGCGGUACCAACAAUUUAAGUAUCUGGUGUGGGCUCAUCGACCAGCAAGCUGUUAACCCAUGUCAUGCGGCACUAAGCAUGUCGGAGCUCACCUACUCAUGCCUGGGACAUCCACCCUCACACUAACACGAGCAUUUAGGUCUAAUCUAACUUAUUACAUUUGUACAAACCCAUCGCUGUUUCUGCUGUACUAGUCUUACCCUCCACCGUCUGAAGCACUUUUAAUAGACAAAGUAUACACACGGUGUAAAAUGUAUAUGAGCGGAUUGCGUUCAGGAUGCGCAGCGAACUUUAUAAGCUUACGAGCAGAAUGGCCUCAAUGGGAACAAUAUUUACGUACGUUUCAGUGGUAAGUCUUGGAAAUUGAUGUCGAUGUUUUUUUUUGUUCCUUUGAUAAAUGUAAAACUUUUAUUAAAAUAUUUAAGCGAGA